Arxiozyma heterogenica is the source of this 1917-nucleotide messenger RNA. It is a transcript of the gene REC8, whose product is annotated as Rec8p. The transcript has a single exon. NCBI's taxonomy places the organism in Eukaryota, Fungi, Ascomycota, Saccharomycetes, Saccharomycetales, Saccharomycetaceae. The coding region runs from base 1 to 1917 and encodes 638 amino acids. The record is from RefSeq and is a predicted model, not a curated record. Gene Ontology annotation, molecular function: protein binding.
AUGUCUUUCAAGCCAUAUGUCAAUUUUGAAGGCGAAAAUAAACAAAAUAUAUCAACUGUAUGGCUGCUAUCAUUACUAAACAAAAGACAAUUAUUUCCAAAGCAAAAAGGAAGUUGGACAAAGGUAUCAAAAAAGGAUAUUCUAGAAGUUUCUAUACCAACAACUUGUCACCUAAUUAAAGCUGAUUCACAUCCAUUACAAUUAAAACAAAUUUCACAUUUGUUAUAUGGAAUUUCACUGUGUUACUGUAAAAAGUCAGACUUUGUUUUGGAAGAUUUAUCUGUACUUUUAACUCAAAUACAUAAAUCGUUCGCAAGUAAAGAAAGAGUCAUCGAAAACCGAUGCAUUUCUAGAAAAUAUCUAAAUACACUAAAACACAAACAUGACGUAAUACUAAAUGCUGAGAAUUUUUUUCAGGAUGACAAUCUAUUUAAUAUUAAUGAUAUUGAAAAUUUUGAGCUUUUUCUAACUAGAAUAGACAUAAGGAAUCAUCAAAAAAUAGAAUCAUUGCAGAUAAAGAAAAAAGACUUUUUAAAUGAACUCAGAAAUUACAAUAUUUUACCAAAUCCAAGUGAAGAUAUUUCUGAUCAUCAAAAUGUUGUCAGAAAUUUCACAUUAGAAGAACUUCCUGUUGAUUUCUCUUUAGAUUUAAAUUUUGAAGAUAUAAUCAGUCAACAAGGGACCACAAGAUCAACUAGUUCACUAACAUACAAAAAUAACCAAGAUAUUCGUUUUAGAGAAGAGGCAAGAUAUUUUGGAGAAGAAACUAAUUUUACUAAUGAAGAAGUCGACUCAGUUAUAAAUUUUGAUUUAGAGAUUUCUUCAAAUAAGACAGAACAUAAAAUAGCCUCCAAGAUUCAGCACAAUCAAAACCCUACAUCAAACUUAGAAAGAAAGAGAAAACCUGAUUCUGAAGGUCAUAAGAAUAGGGGUAUAUUAAAAAAGAUUAAACUUGAUUCAAAAAUUAGUAUGUUAACCGAAACACUAAAAAUAAACCAUGAGGCUUAUGUUGAAAUUAUGGAAAGAAGUAAAAGAAAAUUUGGUAAAAAUAUCUCUAAAACUGGCCGCCAACUUUUUUUUUCUAACGAUAAUACAACAAAACUCGUAAAUAAAUGCUGGAAUUUUUUGCUUUCAAAGGAUUUGUAUUCCUUCCUUCAUAAACCAAUACCAUAUUCCUCUUCUCGGUCAAAUGAAUAUGUUGAUAAUAUUGAUACGGGUAGAAAAUUGGUUAAUCUUUCUGAAAGAAGUAACCUAUUUUUAGAUAAUGAAGAUCAUGAACUUUUUAGACAAGAUGAAAGUAUUGCCAAUAAUAUGUUAUUUCAUUUAGAUCAAAUUGAAGAAGAUUUAAACGAAGCAAAUCUAAUUCCAUAUUCUGAAUCAAUAGAAAAUGAUUUAGAGUUUAUGAGACACCCUUUAAAUCUCUUACCCUCGAGUAUUGGAAAUUAUUCAACCAGAACAUCGUCUAACAAUUCUGCACAACGAAAAACAGACUUUAUUGAUGUUUUAAAGUUGUCUAAAAAUACAAAUAAUACUAUAAUAAACGAAAAAGAUCAAUAUAAGAGUUUAUUGGACACCCCUGAGAAUAAAAUCCAAAAAAAUCUGGACAAACUAAGAAAUUGUCAAAGCGAAAAAUUCUAUUCUUAUCUCUACAGCAAGUUCUGUGAGAUGAAAGAUAGUACAGUAGAAAGAGAUGUAUCUAUUGAUACUCUUCUAAACAAUGGAUUACCUUUCAAUUAUAUUAUUCCAGACAAAAUUGAAGAUUUUGAAACGAAGGGUUUUGUACCCAUGACAAAACAAUUGGCUGCCAAUGCAUUUUUUUCACUAUUGGAUCUCGCAUCACAGGAUAUUAUUGAUUUGAAAGUAUCAAAAUUCGUCUCAAUUCCAAUCACAUUAGAAACAUUCCAUAUUAUUAUGUAA